Messenger RNA from Pestalotiopsis fici W106-1, 2985 nucleotides. RefSeq lists its product as uncharacterized. Gene Ontology annotation, biological process: peptidyl-threonine phosphorylation; peptidyl-serine phosphorylation. The transcript has 2 exons. Gene Ontology annotation, molecular function: protein serine/threonine kinase activity; ATP binding. Bases 1 to 2985 code for a protein of 994 amino acids. The record is from RefSeq and is a predicted model, not a curated record. NCBI's taxonomy places the organism in Eukaryota, Fungi, Ascomycota, Sordariomycetes, Amphisphaeriales, Sporocadaceae.
AUGUCGCUGGCCACAACAAAUCCACCCGGUGACGAGUCAGAUCGUGUUCAAAGAAGGCUUCGCUCCAACCAAAGUGCCUUUGCGGAGCCGUGGAGUGGGUUAGCCUCAUCCACCCCCAGAGGAAGAAGGUAUUCCGUGAGCAGGCCAAGAUUAGAAGUGCCCGCAGAGACUUGGAGCACAACAUCCAGCGAGAGGUUCCACGCACGCAGACGAAGUGGAAGCUCUGCGUCUCCCAUUGAGAGCGACCGGCGUACUGUUGUUACUGUCGAGGAUCCUCUGUCUGAUAGCGACUCAGCUUACGAUAGAGACAAUGAUACAGAUAAGGAACAGAAUGCCGACGAACGGCCAGCAAUAGCCACUGCCGGGGAGUUGCUGUCUAAUGCAGGGGAGUGGGAAACGUUGAAUGACGACCUAGUCCAAACAUCUUUCUCAAGUCUCCGAAAUGUGACAAGAGAGCAUCAUCAGGUCCCAGACAUGGUAAAAAGCCAGGACUAUCUCAAGAUCAAAAGAGUUCAACAGGAAUUGAGAUCUUCACACAUCCACUCUCAGCACAAGACCCAAGGAUGGUUCAUCCCAUACGACAAGCUACGGGCUAUUCUCACGAGAAGGCGUGUUCGCAGCAUACUCCUCCAGACAGCGACAUUCCAAACGACACCAUCAGAGAUACUUGACAUGAUAGCUCGCAGUAUUUGUACCAGGAUACGCAAGCAGAAUGGUCGCAGGACGGGAUACAUUAGGAUUUUUGCCAUCCUCGUUCUGAUAGACCAGGUCAGAUACAUUGUGGACUUUUUGAACGAGCUCAUCACUGACGCCGACUUGCCGCUACGGCCGUCGCCAUAUCACCCUCUGGGCAGCAACUUGGUCAUGAGGAACUCUGACGACGACGACGUUGAUUCCGUCUUGAUUUGUUUUGAAGACUGGAAACCGGAAGACAUGGACAACUUCAUUGGUCAGCAAGAGAAACUCAUUUCGCCGCGUUUCCGCAUGAGAGGAGAUCAAUUGUGUCUCCAUCGCCUUCCAAGUAACACCAUACUCCCAUUCGUGGAAUGCGGCCGCAAAGCCUAUCUUGGUGGUUUUGGCAGAGUCUCGAAAGUCAAGAUCCAUCCAGCGCAUUGCGACUUUGAUCCCAGAACCCUUCCACACGCUUCAUCACUAUAUGGCCCUAGCUACGAGUCCCGAGAGCACAGGCAUGUCGAGCACGAAUUUGCUCUAAAGGAGAUCCAAUCCGAUGACUACACCCUGUUUAGAGCCGAAAUCGGUGUCCAUGAGAAAUUCAGCGCUUCUAGAAAAGGUCAUGAACAUCUCAUCAGACUCCUCGCGGCAAUCGAGCAUGGUACGAGUUACUAUCUUCUCUUUCCCUGGGCUCAGGGAACGCUGGUGGACUUGUGGCAGCGCUUCGAAGCCUCACCCGACUCUCCCGACCACGUCGAGUGGUUGAUUAAACAGUGUCUUGGCAUCGCGGACGGCCUGCAGAGGAUCCAUUUGUACAGAUCUUCCUUGAAGCGCAAUGACCAGGAUCGCGAACGUUCAUUGAGCAAGAACAAGGGAACUCAUGGUGAUGUCAAGGCAGAGAACAUCUUGUUCUUUGAUCCCCCCGGAAAGGACACACUUCUCGGCAACAAGCAUCUCGUCGUGUCAGACUUUGGACUGACAAGGUUCCGCGAAGCGAGCCAGGCAUCGGAUCCACAUGGCUUUUCAAGGACCUAUCGAGCUCCAGAGCUUGACAUGCAGCAUGCAACCUCACGCAAGUACGAUGUUUGGAGUCUCGGAUGCCUCUUUCUUGAGUUCACCUCGUGGUUCCUUCUAGGCUUCCACGCGACACGCUCACGAUUGAACGCCGAGAGUGGCUCUUUCAAAAGCUUUGUAGACGUCCGGAUCGAAAACGAUGAACCCUACGGGACGCCCUUCAAGGAGGACAAGUUCUUCAAUCUGAUACAAGCUCCAGGGAUUGGCAAUAUUCGUGCAGUGGUCAAGCCAUCUGUGCUUGAAUGGAUGAACAAACUUCGCCAGAUGAACGAGUGCUCGGAACCCAUCAGAAGCUUCAUAGAUAUGAUCGAGUUUGAAAUGCUUGUGCCAGACAAGCAGGACAGAAUGUCCAUGGUCGAAAUACGUGAUGGUCUGAGAAGGAUCUACAAUCAAUGCAGGCCCUCUGAAGGAGUUUCAAUAUCGGACGUGCUCCUUUAUACAGACCAGGCCAACAAUCACAGGCAACCUGAGAUUAACCAUGUGAUAGACAGCUCCUUCGAACCACAAUCACCACUCAACGGUGGUAAGCAUGAACCAGCUUCGGAGAUGAACGUUUCGGAAGCUUCUUCUCCAAUCGACCACUCCCAGAAACUUAUUGAAGAACUUGAGAGAAUUCACGAGGCCAGUAUGGGACAGCUCGACGCAGAUGAGACGGCAACCCAAAGCUCCACCAAUGCCGUACCCUACCCUCCAUAUCAACAGCAGCCCAUGUCCUGCCACAGCCAAUACCAUGAUACUAAAGACAUGGAUAUUCCCCAAUGCCGAGGCGCAGAUGGGCUUGAACCAGGGCCAAGCUCGAUUCCAAGUCUUCAUCAUCUCUCGACUCCAACCUCUCGAAGGGGUCCUUCUGGCAUGAUUAUCUUUACCAGUCCCAAUAACAAGGAUGCCUUGCCAUACAUUACCGAGAUAGCACCCUCUGCCGAAGUCUCGAGAAGAAAUACGCAAGAGUCCCUUACCUUGGCCGGUUCUGACGUUGAUGGAGACGAUAUUGUACGCCCUGGCUUGCCAUCGUGUCAGGAGAGGGGCGAAAUUGAUCCCAGGCAGUCGUAUGAAAACACACCUCUGCUUCCGUCGUUGCAUGAGACUCUUCAGCAAGAUGGAUCGCGGGUCGCGGUCCGAGGACCCAGAGGUCCAAUUUUGGACAGAGAUGCCAAUGGAUAUAAGCAGGUAGCAGCCGGUGGCUCAUCUUGGUUGCUUCGCAUAUUUUGUGGUUGUUAUAUGGAACGGCGACGCUCGUAA